AUGAGUGUAGAAUCCAUGAGAAAAAAAGGUUGUGACCCCUCUACCUCAUCACCUUCAGUUCGAGGAACUUAUUACGUGGGGAAAAACUCGGAAGCUAGGACUGUAGAUUGGAAUUCUGAAAAUCCAAGAGUUAAACCUGAGCCACAAACGCCACCUAGAGGCGUGAAAAGAGCAAGGUAUCAAGCAUUUGAGGAUGAGUUCAUACUCGAGGACUACCACGUAGCGUCAAACCUUAGAAUUGUUACCAACAUUUCCGAUGAUGAAGGGAAUAAUAGGACCUUUAUCGCAAUGAUUAAAGAAAAUCAGGUUGCACCUGUACUGGACAUAGGAAUUGAGAAAGAGGGAGUUCCUAAUGAAGAUGAGCCCACUGAAGGGGAUCCGAUUAAGGAAGAGCCUGAAGAGGAAGAAGAGCCCAUAGAAGAAGAAGAGGAAGAACCCCUGGAGGAAGAGGAACCUAUAGAGGAUGACGAGCUUGUUGAGGACGAAGCUGGCAUGGAAGAAGGAUUAGAAAAUCCUGAAUGA
This is a messenger RNA of Beta vulgaris subsp. vulgaris (sugar beet), 522 nucleotides long. RefSeq names its product protein FANTASTIC FOUR 1-like. NCBI's taxonomy places the organism in Eukaryota, Viridiplantae, Streptophyta, Magnoliopsida, Caryophyllales, Amaranthaceae. The record is from RefSeq and is a predicted model, not a curated record. Bases 1 to 522 code for a protein of 173 amino acids. The transcript has a single exon.